AUGUCUUACCAAACUUCUCUAAUCACUUUAAAUAACGGUAAUAAGAUCCCAGGUAUUUCCAUCAUUGGAACAGGUACAAGAUGGUACAAGUAUAACCCUGAAGAUAAAUAUUCCGAUGCUCUAGUGAAACAAAUUGAAAAUGCCUUAGAAUUACCAGGUAUGCUUCAUAUCGAUUGUGCAGAAAUGUAUCAAACUCAUGCUGAAGUUGGAGAAGCUUUAAGAAAUUCGAAAAAACCAAGAGAUGAAAUCUUUAUCACCGAUAAAUAUGCCAUUCCAAGGAAAUUCUCUUCCAACCCUAAAGAAGGUUUGAAACUUGCUCUAGAGAAAAUGGGAUUGGAAUACGUAGAUUUAUACCUUUUACAUUUCCCCAUCAUUGAUCCAAAAUUAUACGAUUUUACUCUAGAAGAAGCUUGGAAAAUGAUGGAAGAUUUAUAUAAUGAAGGUCUUGCUAAAAAUAUCGGUGUCUCUAACUUUAGAGUCGAAGAUCUAGAACAAUUAUCUAAAAGUUGGGUGAUAAAACCUCAAAUUAAUCAAAUUGAAUUUAACGCUUAUUUACAAAAUCAAACUCCUGGGAUUUAUGAUUAUUGUAUUAAAAAUAAUAUUCAAUUAGAAGCAUUUUGUCCUUUGGUACCAUUAAGAGAAGUAAAUGAAAAGGAUUUAUUACCACUUUAUGUUAAACAAUUGGCUCAAAAAUAUUCUAAAACAGAAAAUCAAAUUAUGUUAAGAUGGGUAUCACAAAGAAAAGUUAUUCCUGUGACAACAAGUUCUCGCCCAGAAAGAGUUCGUGAUGCAUAUGAUAUCUUUAGUUUCGAAUUAACUCAAGAUGAAGUCGAGUUCAUUACAAAACUUGGAUCUCAACAUGAUACAAUUAGAAAAUAUUGGAACGUUUACUACGAUAAAUAUAAUUAA
Molecule: messenger RNA, 909 nt
Organism: Henningerozyma blattae CBS 6284
Lineage: Eukaryota; Fungi; Ascomycota; Saccharomycetes; Saccharomycetales; Saccharomycetaceae
Product: aldo-keto reductase superfamily protein
Exons: 1
Coding region: 1-909 (302 amino acids)
Molecular function (GO): oxidoreductase activity, acting on NAD(P)H as acceptor
Source: RefSeq, a predicted model, not a curated record